This is a messenger RNA of Cylindrotheca closterium, 1014 nucleotides long. The record is from the annotation of a GenBank genome assembly. NCBI's taxonomy places the organism in Eukaryota, Bacillariophyta, Bacillariophyceae, Bacillariales, Bacillariaceae.
AUGCUUCAAGCAUCAAGAAUGCUGAGCUCAAUAGCCUUGGUUCUCUCCUUGCUUUCAUGUUCCCAAGGAUUCCAAUCGUUACAACACAGUCAGAGAGGACUUCAUCUGCAGGUCUCUCCAUCACCUGCCAUUCGACUGUCCCUAUCAUCAUCAGCAUCAGAUCUCCUCACUGCUGAUGAUGGAACCAUCGCUACCUGGAAUACUCCGUCUGGUCAGACUGUUACGUUGAUCGGCACCGCUCACUUGUCCAAGAAAUCCAACGAACAAGUCAAACAAGUGAUUGAAAAAUGUCAACCCAACAUUGUCAUGGUGGAACUGGACCCUGCCCGACUUUCUCGUAUUGGAAUCAAUAGUGUGGAUGAUAUUCAAUUAGAGGUUGUCACAUCGGAAGAUAUUGAAUUGCCCAAUCAACCUCCCCAACCCUGGUAUUGGCUUGCUCUCAACCUAUUUGCACAAGUUGCCCGAAAAUUCUUGACGGGCAUGUAUAACUCAGCCAGCAAGGACAUGAAGAACAAUGAUGGGGGUGGCGGAGAAUUUCUUGCAGCCAUUCGAUCCGCUGAAGCUUGUCCCAAUUGUCACAAGCUAAUUUUGGGUGACAGAGACUCCGUCACAACCAUUCGACGGACGUUCCAAUUGGCCAUAGAAUCUGGCAAUCCAUUUGCAUUGUGGGGCAAAUUUUCCGAAGCCAACCAACAAGAAAUGGAUGAAAUGCAACGACAAGUGCAGCAAGAACUUGGUGCUGAUGGGAAGGAAGUUGAUAGUGGUGAGCUUCAAGUUGCCAUGAUGGAACGACUCAAGUCUGAUUCAGACUUGAGGGACCGAUUGUUUGCCAAGUUGGAACAAGAAGUUCCAGAGUUUACCCAAGCAUUCUUGAAAGAACGAGAUUAUAUUAUGGGUCAAGCGAUUGGGAGGGAACUGACCCAGGACCCGAGUGUUAAGCAGGUGGUGGCGGUCGUUGGGCUCGCCCAUGUUCCAGGCAUUCAAGCUCAUUUGGAAGGAAUGUUUUCAAAAUAG